This is a messenger RNA of Acaulospora morrowiae, 1763 nucleotides long. The record is from the annotation of a GenBank genome assembly. NCBI's taxonomy places the organism in Eukaryota, Fungi, Glomeromycota, Glomeromycetes, Diversisporales, Acaulosporaceae.
UUCUAAAAAAUAUUGUGGAGGAAUCGCCUGAGUUGCCACAAGGACACCUUUUGGACACUAAAAGCAAUUUAAACCAGGAAUCUAUUCUGUCGUCAAUAAAAAUUAAUGAGAAAAGCCAGUCAAAUAAUGAAAUAAUUUUAAAAGGUGUUACUAAUGAGUCGUCUGAACUACCACAAGAACUUCCUUCAGAGACUGGAACUAAUUUUUACCGGGAUUCUGAUCUGUCUGUACAAAUUCAAGAGGAAAAUAGGUUAAAUAAUGAAUUGGUUUUGAAAAAUGUUAUGGAAGAAUCGUCCGAACUUGCAAAAGGACAAUUUUUGGAAGCACUAUCCAACAUUCACAAGGAAUUAGAUCCUAUACCAAUGCAAAUUCAAGAGGAAGGUCAGUUAAAUGUCAAAAUGGCUUUAAGGGAUAUCACUGAAGAUUCACCUGAAAUACAAGAACACCUUUCAGAAACCGGUAUCACUGAAGAUUCAUCUGAAAUACAAGAAAACCUUUUAGAGACUGAAAUCAAUUUGCCGCAGAAAUUAGAUCACCCAUUGAUACAAAUUCAAGAGGAAGGCCAUUUUAGUGACAAAGUGGAUUUAACGUAUGUGGAGGAAACUUCGGAGCUAUCACAAGAACAUUCAGUAGCAAAAAUUAAUUUAAACCAGCAACAAGAUAUUUCAUUAUCACAAGUCCAUGAGGAAAAUAAUUUGGAUGAUUAUAAAAUAACUGUUUCGACGGAUGCAAUAGAAGAAUCUGUUGAAAAGUCGACUGAACUACCACAAGAGCAUACUUCAGAAAUUGAAACUAAUUUAAUACAGGAGCUGGAUCUUCCAUUAGCACAGGCCCAAAAAAUUCAUUCAAAUCAUGAAAAAACAAAACCACUUUUGACGAACACAAUGGAAAGGCCCGAAGAAAAAUCAUCCUCUUCAUCAGAAAAGCAUAUUUCGAAAAUAAAAACUGAGUCAGACCAGAAAUUAGACCCUCUAUUUAUACAACUUCAGGAAAGUCAGAUAAAUGAUGAUAAGAUCAUAACAGUUUUAUCGAGUGCCAUGGAAGAAUCAAAAGAAAAAUUGGCAGAAUUACCUAAGGAGAACAUUUUAAAACCAGAUGCUAAUUUAUACCAAAACUUAGACCUUCCUUUCACACAAAUUCAAGGAGAAAUUCAGCCGAAUGAUAUUAAAAAGGAAAAAAUGUUGGUUGACGUGAUAAAAGAAUCUUACGAACUAGUGCUUCCAGAAAUUGAAAUUAAUUUGAGUCAAGAAUUGACUCUCCCAUCGAUAGAAGAUCAAUUAGAAAAUGAUGAGAGGGAAAUAGUAUUUAAUAAUAUCAUGGGUAAGUCAGCCGACUUGGUGAAUAUUCCUCUCGAAAAAAAUGCGAAUCUUCCUCCGAUACAGCUUGAAGAAGACCGGUUAAAUAAUAUUGUAUUUGAAAGUGAAGUGAUUCCGACAGAUGUGAAAGAAUUGAACGAAGAUUUUACCAAGUCACGUGAAGAGAAUCUUUUAGAAAAUGAAAUUCAAAAAUUAAAUAUUUCAUCAAUACCGAAUUACGAGGAUCAUAUUAGCAAAGAUGCUUCAAAAGAAUGUGCUUCGAAUGAAGAAAAGUCAGAUGGAUUGGUAGAAGCAGUUGAAACUAAUUUAAAUCAGAAGUCUGAUCCUGUGAUGGUAUCGGUAAAAGAAAUUCAAUUGGAUGUAGAUGAUACUGAAAAAAUGUCCGUAUUAACGAUUAUAGAACCUAAAAGUGAAUUAACAGAUCUUCAGAAAAAUUCAAUAGUUUGA